AACACUGCGUAUUUUGUUGCACUGCUGCCUUUUUUUUUUAAUGUUUUAGUCUAUUUUUAUGUAAAACAAAAAGUACAUAAACGCCAAGCGCAUAAAUGUGCGCACAGCAGCUAAACAAAUAAGUUUCGAAUCGAGUGCCGUCUAUUGCAAAAAUAUACCGUGCUGGAUCACAAAGAGAAUUUGGUGUGGGGGGAAUAUAUAAAAUAAUAAAAGAUUAAGAUUUUAAAAGCGUACGCGAGAUAUCACAAACAACAAACAAACAAAACAAAACAACACACACCAUGGAUGUGGAGGAAAAUUACGAAUCACAAAAUGCCACAGAGACUCCGCCACAGCAGCAACAACAAUUGCAGCAGCAAUCUGGACAAGGACAACAGCAGCAGUUGCAACUGCUGCAGGAUAUGCAAUGCGAACCGCUGUUUGGCAGCACAACCAACACGACAACAACCACAAAUCCAAUGAUGGACACAAACAACAUUGCGAUACCGCUGCCACCGCCACCAGGAAUGGGUUUGGUUGUGUCAGCGACACAGGCGGCGACAACAACGCAGAACAACAAACUGAUUUCGCCGUCGCCGUCGUCGUCAACGCUGCCAACGAACGAUUAUGAUAUUGAUUCGCUGCUGUUGCAACAAUUCAGUUGCAUGGGCACCACAGAUCAUGAGGAUCUGAUCAGUCAGUUCCAGAGUCUCAUGAACAAUCAAAUGAAUCGCGAGUCAUCUCGUUUCUAUCUAGAAAUGAGCAAUUGGAACUUGCAAACUGCCGUUGGUUGCUAUCUGGACUUUUGCAGCGCGCAAUCGUUUCCAUCGAUGAAAAUCGUUCAGGGGCUGCAUGUGAAUGCGCAACAGCAGGCAUUCCAAUUGCAAAACGAUGGCACCGAACGUUGGCCCAUCGGCUGCUUUCUAACAUCGCCCAUACAGACGCAACGCAUCAAUGUGCCGUCCCUGCGUCCUGGCGAAACUUGUGAUAUAUUGGCUGAUCUAAUGCCCACACAGCCGGCGAUUAUGUGGCGCCUCUCCACGCCCUCCGGCUGGCACUUUGGCGAUCCCAUUUGGAUGAUACCGCCGGGCACGCAGGCCAGCCAGGAUGAGCUGCAGCAGCGCAUGGUGCAGCUGAUCACAUCGGAUGCGAAGCCAGAAGUUUAUCCACAGAUCAAAAUCGUGAUAACCGCGCAUACACAAUGAGCUCAGCGCUGCACACACACACCCACACACAUGAUACACAACACACACACACACACAACAACAAUACACUUUUGAUUUCUCUUAAAUUUCGAAAAUGCUUUUGAAUGAGAUUUUGCACAUUUUACUCGCCAUCUUUAAAUCUUAUACCCGCUACCCAUAAAGUAAAUGUAUUCUCGAUCAGUCAUUUUCGAUUUUGUCUGUUUGUCCGUAUUUCCGUAUAUAACAACUACAUAUAUCUUACUUCCCCUUCCACUUCCGUACACCCAAGCAAUAAGAACAAUCAGAUAAAAAAUAAUUUGUCACAGCUGUUGUACAAUUUCGAUUCUAUAGUUUUUUGGUAUAUUUCUAUAGUAUAUUUUGAAUAGAGUAAGUUGUAUAGUGACAUUUUUUUUUCAAUUUUAAUAUUUCUUCCGUAGUAUAUGGAUAUUUUGUUAAAUUUUAGUAUUUCGUCUGUGAAAAUGGCUACCGGGUAUCUCACAGUCGAGCACUCUCGACUGUCGUUCUCUAACUUCUUUUUCUUUUACAUAUUCCAAACAAUUCAAUUUGGAAUACAAAACAAAAAAUGUGCAAAAUUCUUUGUCAAUUUGUCAAAAGUCAUUUUCGUAUUCAAAUUUCAUGUGAAAAGAACAAAAUUUUGAUUACAUAUGCUAUAUUGCUCUUCUCUCUAUUGUAGAUCUACAAUAAUUUUGUAAUUUGUCUAUCGAAGCAUUACAAUUCGAUACGCAAACAAAUCCACACACAAACACACACAUACACA
Messenger RNA from Drosophila sulfurigaster albostrigata, 1941 nucleotides. RefSeq names its product protein ILRUN. Gene Ontology annotation, molecular function: protein binding. The transcript is spliced from 4 exons. Bases 282 to 1184 code for a protein of 300 amino acids. Lineage: Eukaryota; Metazoa; Arthropoda; Insecta; Diptera; Drosophilidae. The record is from RefSeq and is a predicted model, not a curated record.